CCGGAUCCCAAGCACAAAGUGACUCACUCAUCCCUCCAGGCGGGCCUCCAAGAUGUCGCGUCAUUGCUGACUGCCAUCCACCGUCCGUUGUUUAUUAACUGCAUGAGACCCUCCCUGGCGCCCUGUUGAACCAUCUCUUGACGGUCAAUUCGCGCCCACCGCCGUUUUAUCCACUCCGUACACUCCAGCCUCAAGAUGGCUCGAACGGCACCAAUCAACUACACCCGUGGAAGAUUACAUACAUUGCGUGCGAGACACUUACGAGCCUGUCGAAUACGUCGAAUGGGCUUAGCGAUAGCCCAUUAGUUACUAGUUGUUUCAUAUUCUCCAUACUUGCACGCCUUGGCCCUUGGACUUGUAUCGACCGUCAUGGCUUCGGUGUUUACUUACGAUCCUGACCCUCCGCGGGUCUCUUCGCCCUGGUCCACUUCAGGGUCCUCAACUCCUCAGUUGGCAGCAACUAGUAAUCGGACAGUGCCUCGAGCACGAUCGAGCACGAACUUGGACCGCGCGGACCCGGAUCUGCUGUCCGAUUAUGGAAUCACCAAAUUGGACCCUGAACCACAGGAGGGACCCACUGAGUACAAACUCCAUCUGCUCUUACGCCCUCGCCGCCCCUAUGUUUCCAUGUCAACUAGUCACCUUGUAGGUGGAUCGUAUCAUUCCCGGGCAAGCUUUUCCGCGGAUGGUCCCACGCCCUCGAGUUACGACUCGACCUUGAGGCCGCAACAGACCCGCUCAACGGAAAGCCGACAGCAGAGAUUGCAGCAUCUCACAACGCAGUUACUGUGGCGCUUGCAGCAAUCUUCGCCCUUCCACUCAUCCACAACGGCAAAUCUGGUGUUGCCUGUUCUUCCGGAAGCGACCCCCCAGUUGGGGGCGGCACAGAAACCGGCUCGCUUACUUCCCGGGCUCGAAGAGAGCCAGGGCGCAUUGUACGAAGUCGGCGUUGCGGACGAUGGAACGUUUGUGGGGCUCGUUCUGGAUGAGCUCGAGGAAAGUUUAUCCACUCUGCAGGUCAUGGCCGCGAGCUUGGGCUGCAAGGUCGAAGUUCUUCGCCGAGUGAUUGUUGGCAACUGCGAAUGGGCCGAGGACCCAUUCUCCGAGACGGCGGAUGCUGGAAAGGUCCACAUGGAAAGUCUUUGGGUUGCAGAGGCGUUAGUGAGUCCCGACUGGGACUUUUACCGCGUUGAGACUCCCAGAAAGGGUCGACCGGAGAAGUCGUCUUCGGAAAAUGCAAAAACGGAAGAAUUAAGUGGCUCUUCCAAAACUGAGCAGAUCCGUAUCUCCAUUGCCGGUCCUAGUGCGGCCGGAAAGUCGUCUCUUCUAGGUACUCUAACUUCAUCCGUCCUUGACAAUGGGAGGGGAACGAGCAGACUACAUCUGCUAAAGCAUCGACAUGAAAUCUCGUCCGGAAUCACCAGUUCCGUUGCCCAUGAGUUAAUUGGCUAUGCUGCCGAUGGGGCACGAAACGUUGAUGUAAUCAAUUAUGCCUCUGGCAACGUUGCGGCUUGGGAUGAUAUUCAUGCCGCCUCAGAGGGAGGCCGUCUGGCCUUUGUCUCCGAUCUUCCGGGCUCAGUGCGCUAUCUGAAGUCCACACUAAGAGGCAUGAUUGGCUGGGCUCCGCACUAUGUCGUCUUGUGCAUACCGGCAACUUGUGAUGACGAAAACUCACAGGAGCCCGGCCAAUCUGCGUCUGAGCAGCCUACAGACAUGGCACUGGCAUUAUCACAUCUGGAGCUCUGUACUAAGAUGGACCUUCCUACCGUCGUGGUUAUCACGAAGAUGGAUUUGGCAUCGCGCUCGGGCUUGCGGAAUACCCUGGCCAAGGUACUCUCAACGCUCAAAUCAUCUGGCAAGAAGCCAGCCAUGCUGUCUGUUCAAACCGCCCAGGCAGUGGACCUACAACACAGUGGGUCGAAGGACACAGAGGAAGUAAGGAAAUUGAUUUCUACGACAGAAAGCUGGACCUCAACGGUCCCCAUCGCCCUUACCAGUGCGGUCGAUGGCUCAGGCAUAGGAAAAUUGCAUGCUCUUCUCCGCUACCUCCCCAUCCCCGCGAGGCCGCCAUCAAGAGAUGUUUCAUUGCUCAAGUCCCCAACACCUCCAAGUGCACCUGAAAACGUCUUUGAUAUUGAUGAGGUAUUCGCUAUCCCUCCAUCCAAGGUCUACUCGAUGGCUGCAGAGCAACGGAAAGAAAGCCACGGGGUCGUCCUUUGUGGUCUGGUCCGCUACGGAGCCAUUUCGGCAGGAGACGAACUCCUCAUCGGACCGUUGUCUGACCAUGGAGGUUGCCUACAGCGUCAGAGAAGCCGGUCGGAAAAGCGUCCGGAUGGCACUCAGCAGUCUAGCUCUUAUCGAAGCCGACCUACCUCGGGAGAGUUCUCGACAACGUUUCUGCAGGGCUCUCUUCCCACCCAAGCGCUCUGGCAACGUGUUCGCGCAGUCAGUGUACGAAAUCUGCGACUCCCGGUUCAGACGUUAACCCAAGACCAAGUCGGUACGAUCGGGAUCGAGCCUCUGCCUCUGACGGCCGAUGGAGAGCCGCCACGGCUUGGGAAGAUCCGGAAAGGCUCCAUCUUGGUCAAGCUGCUGACCCCGUCUGCGUCUAUACCACGGUCCCUUUUAUUUCACACCGGAUUUGUGGCCAGCUUCCCGUCUAGUGAAUUUACUUCUGCCCUCUCUCCGCCGGUGCUGCUGGGUGGCAAUGCCAUAGUCUACGUGGCCAAUGUUCGCACGACGGUGAAGCUGACAUGCAUGGCGCUUGCAGAAGAUGAGCUCAUCUCGAGGCCGCCGUCACCAACGGAGCCGGAAUUUUUCAGUUUCGAUGGGGAUGUUCUCGCCCGCGAACGGGACCAGGCAGGCGUCCAAGAGAUGGUCCGGUCAUCUGGCAGUCCGGGACAAGGCGAUAUCAAAAUCACGUUUGCGUUUGUGACAUCGGUGGAAUGGAUCGAAACCGGGUCGCGGGUGCUUCUCAUGCCCGGAGCAUCCACGGCGCUGGCUGCCCAGGGGUCCAGUGUGCCUUCCGGCCUGGAUGGGUUUGUUGGUCGGGUCUGCGAUGUGGUCUGCCUUGAGGAGACGGCCAGCGUCUAGCUAGAGGUGGGCCUGGAUUGUGUCUUAUUUUGUAGUUCAUUGUUGUGUUGCGUAUUGUAAAGGAAGGGGUCAAUGGUACAUCGUAGAUGAUGCUGAUCAUACAUGAUCAUACAUACAAUGUAAUGAUAGUCACGGGUCU
Messenger RNA from Aspergillus ibericus CBS 121593, 3232 nucleotides. RefSeq lists its product as uncharacterized. NCBI's taxonomy places the organism in Eukaryota, Fungi, Ascomycota, Eurotiomycetes, Eurotiales, Aspergillaceae. Bases 370 to 3093 code for a protein of 907 amino acids. Gene Ontology annotation, molecular function: GTP binding; GTPase activity; translation elongation factor activity. Gene Ontology annotation, biological process: translational elongation. The record is from RefSeq and is a predicted model, not a curated record. The transcript has a single exon.